AUGAAGUCACGCACAAAACUAAAUAAACAGCAACAGCAACAGAACAAUAAAAUAAAAACAAAACAAAACCACACGCUCAUCACUAUUAUACAAAGACAACAAACAGACGAAAAAUUUUGUGAAAAUUUAAGAGUACACAUGGGAUUAAAUGAUUUAAAUGAGAAUGAAGGAAACAAUACCUCAACUCAUCGUAAUGGCGUUGGCAUUAUAGCUACGGAUAAAAUUAUAGAUUAUGUAACAGAAUGUGUAUCGUAUUCAGACAGAAUCAUGCUAAUGAAAAUAAAUGCUAAACCAGUAAAACUCAACAUCAUUCAAAUAUACGCCCCUACUGCUGAUUCAUCUGAAGACGAGAUAGAAGAACUCUACGAGCAAAUUAAUUAUCUCAUGAAACAACUAAAACCUCAUGAAAUCAAUAUGGUGAUAGGAGAUUUCAAUGCAAAAGUUGGAGCAGGAAGAGUAGAUGGAAUAGUUGGGCCUUUCGCUUUGGGUUUGAGAAACGAAAGAGGUGAUCGGUUGAUACAGUUUUGCCAGGAACAAAAACUUAAAAUAACCAAUACAUGGUUUUGCUUACCGUAUCGAAGAUUAUAUACGUGGACAUCACCCCAGCAUAGCAGAGGAAACAUUAUUCGUAGCCAAAUUGAUUACAUAUUAAUAAACAAACGCUUUAGCUCAUCUGUAAAGUCGGUCUGUACAUAUCCAGGAGCCGAUGUUCCAUCAGACCAUAAUCUUUUAGUAGCUAAAAUAAACAUCAAACUAGCUAGAACUAGAAGAGAACACCGUCAACCCAAAAUAGAUGUGGAAAAACUAAAUAAUACGGAUAUAAAGAAUCAAUUGGCUACUGAAAUUAACAACCAACUAAGAUCUGUUAUGGAAGAAAGCGAAAAUAUUUGGGAUCAUAAGUACGUCGCAAAACAAAAAUGGAUGACACCAGAAAUAUUGCAGAUGAUGGAAAAAAGACGUACUUUCAAAAACAAAAACUCUGCAGAAUAUAGAAGUAUUCAUCACCAAAUAAGAUCUUCAAUCAAAAAGGCAAAAACAGAUUGGCUCAGUAAGGAAUGUAGUGAAAUCGAAAGACUUCAACAAAAUCACAACGAUUUUAACUUACAUAAAAAAGUUAAAGAAGUAUCUGGAGUGUAUAGAAGAUCACAUACAACCACACUUCGUAACGAAAAUGGGCAAAUCAUUAUUGAAAGUGAUGAAAUAAAGAAGGAGUGGGAAAAAUACAUUAAGAACUUAUUCUCAGAUACCUCAAGAGAUUUACACCCAACUGAAACAUUCAAUUUGUUAUCAGAAGUCCCAAUAACGAUAGAUGAAAUUAAAAAAGCAAUAAAAUCCAUGAAAAAGAACAAAACGCCUGGACCCGACGAAAUACCAUAG
Condylostylus longicornis is the source of this 1377-nucleotide messenger RNA. RefSeq names its product craniofacial development protein 2-like. The transcript has 5 exons. NCBI's taxonomy places the organism in Eukaryota, Metazoa, Arthropoda, Insecta, Diptera, Dolichopodidae. The record is from RefSeq and is a predicted model, not a curated record. The coding region runs from base 1 to 1377 and encodes 458 amino acids. Gene Ontology annotation, biological process: chromatin remodeling. Gene Ontology annotation, molecular function: catalytic activity. Gene Ontology annotation, cellular component: nucleus.